Molecule: messenger RNA, 2341 nt
Organism: Folsomia candida
Lineage: Eukaryota; Metazoa; Arthropoda; Collembola; Entomobryomorpha; Isotomidae
Product: probable 4-coumarate--CoA ligase 1
Exons: 11
Coding region: 841-2250 (469 amino acids)
Biological process (GO): fatty-acyl-CoA biosynthetic process; long-chain fatty acid metabolic process
Molecular function (GO): long-chain fatty acid-CoA ligase activity
Source: RefSeq, a predicted model, not a curated record
CAAAUCUCCAAAAAACACACUAUUGGUUGGGUUUCUAUUGAAUAUCUCAUAAACCGUUGGAUGCUUCAGGCGGCCAAAUCAGGGCUCUACUCGAUGUAGCCAUAAUUAACUCUGGGCAAAAUUUCAUCAAAAUCGGUUGGAAAUCGACGGAGAUCUGAAAAAAUUAAGCUUUUCAGACCUGUAGUGAAUGCUUACUUAGAUGAUUUUUUUCGAUAUAGUAACUAUGGCCUCAUCUAAGAAAAAAGGAAAUAAAUUGAUAUUUUUUACCACCAAUGGAUUGACCAUGAAUCAUCGUAAUUAUUAUAAAUAUUAUUAAAUGUGUAGCCAUAUGUACAAUUACUGUAACUUUUGCUCAUGGUUCGAGAGAUCGCCCUGUUCAACGAAUACAAAUGUGAAUCGUGUACGUGCAUGAAAAAUAACCGUCCAGCUACUUUAAUAUUCUUUUUUAUUUUUGUAAUAUGCUGAGGAACGCAAAAUUUGCGUGCAUGUUAAACAAAAGGUUAAAGUAUUAUCACAACAGCGCACCACUCUUUGCUCAUGGCAAGACCUCGGGAGGAGACCAAUUUGGCAUCAUUUCCUCAGCCCACAAAUUGGACAAAACUAUUGACCAAACCAUCCCCGAAUUCCUAUUUUCUAAUUUACACAAAUGGGAAAACGCGACUGCAUUCGUAUGAAAUCUAUUUACAUUGCAUUGCAGAAAUCCUAUACUCCAUGAUAAUUAAUGAAUGCAUACCUUAGGAGUGCGCUCAUACUGGGAGAAAGGUGACCCACUUUGAGGUGUACAAGCACAGUCGAAGUUUUGCGGCAGCUUUACAGCAGCACGGCAUAAAACGCGACGACAUGAUUGCAAUCCUCCUCCCAAAUAUACCCGAAUACGCAGCAAUCCUCUUGGGAAUUUUACAAGUUGGUGCUACCGUGUCACCCUUUAACCCCAACUACAUUGCUCCCGAGAUUGCGACACAAUUGACGACAUGCCGGGCAAAGUUGAUCGUGACAAUCCCGCAGUUGCUCCCACUGGUGAAGGAAGCGCGGAGGAAGAACCCCUUUCUCAAGUCAGUGGUCGUCGUGGGAGAAGCCCAAGAGGGGUGUCACACCUACUCCGAAAUGAUCAAGGUGAGCUCCGAGGGGGUGCAGCUCAUCCAACGGAAGGACAUUGACACGCGGACGCAGACUGCGCUCCUCCCUUGGUCCUCGGGCACUACAGGUCCCCCGAAGGGAGUCAUGCUUACCCAUUUCAGCGUUUCCACGAACCUCUACCAGUUUACGCAACCUGGCUACUUGGGCACCCAGGAAGGAGGCAACGGCCAAGGACGACUUAUCGGUAUUCUUCCCUUCUUCCACAUUUAUGGAUUCGCCAUGCUUCUGGGUCUCACGUUGUAUCAGGGGCAUUGCACAAUGACCAUGGUCAAAUUCGAACCAAAUGUAUUUAUCGACACUCUCCGACGACACAAGCCGACAUAUCUCUUCCUCGUACCCCCACUCAUGACAUUUUUAGUGUCACAGCCUGAUGUCUCAGCCAAAGAAUUUGAAUCAGUGACUGGAAUUAUGGCUGCAGCAGCGCCGGUGGGGCCAGUCGUUACGACUCGUCUUCUAGAAAAAAUUGAGAAGCGCAUCAUAUUUCAAGAAGGGUAUGGCAUGACGGAGCUAGCUCCAGUGUCACAUUUGACUCCUGUUACUCCAAUUAAUGGCAAGAUUGGAUCGACAGGAAUUGUAAUUCCUGGCACGCAUUGUAAGAUUGUCAGUAUUGAAACAGGCGAACCAAUGGGACCAGGCGAAAGGGGGGAAAUAUGCGUCAAGGGCCCACAAGUGAUGAAGGGAUACUUUGAAAACGAGAAGGCAACAAAGGAAACUAUAGACUCGGACGGGUGGCUGCACACGGGGGACAUCGGCUUGUACGACGAGGACAAGUACUUUUUCAUCGUCGACCGACUGAAGGAGCUGAUCAAAGUUAGUGGAUAUCAAGUGGCCCCCAGUGAGUUGGAAGAUUUGCUGAGGAAACAUCCUGCCGUGGCCGACGUAGCUGUGAUUGGUGUUCCUGAUGAGAGAGCUGGAGAAUUUCCGCGUGCUUACAUUGUACUGAAGCCCUCUUCGAAUCCAUCUGCAGAGGAAAUCCAUAAGUUUAUCGAGGACAAAGUUUCCUGUCACAAGAAGUUGAAGGGGGGUGUCGAGUUUAUCAAGGCCAUUCCUAAGUCUGCCACCGGGAAGAUUUUGAGACGUGAACUUAAGAAGGACUACAUGGCCAAACAUUAAUAGCUAUUAAAAUAUCCAAAUUUCUCAGUCUGAUGACAACAUGUGACUGAUUACUGACUCUCAAAUACAAAAACCUUGAUAAUUCCAAUUA